Molecule: messenger RNA, 1438 nt
Organism: Lolium perenne
Lineage: Eukaryota; Viridiplantae; Streptophyta; Magnoliopsida; Poales; Poaceae
Cellular component (GO): nucleus
Molecular function (GO): transcription cis-regulatory region binding
Source: RefSeq, a predicted model, not a curated record
CCACGGCACAGGGGCUUCCGGUUCCGGGGGUUCCAAGACCAGCAACCAAGGAAGAGGGGAAGCAAAUCGAUCAGACGGCACCAGCACGCCGCGCCUCCGCCCGCGCGCGCCCAUGUCCUCCCCCGCCACCCGCCGCCGCCGCCCUCCGCCGCCGCCGCCGGCGUGGACGCCGGAGCCCUGGAGCGACGGCGAGACGUCCGCGCUGCUCGAGGCGUGGGGCCCGCGCCACCUCCGCGCCGGCGGCGGGCCGCUCCUCACCGCCGACUGGCGCGCCUGCGCCGCCGCCGUCGCCGCCCGCCGCGCCGCGGGGGGCCGCGCGCCGCGCACCGUCGACCAGUGCAAGAACCGCAUGGACUACCUCAAGAAGCGCCUCAAGGCCCUGCGCCUCGGGCCCUCGCCGCCGCCGCCGCUCUCCGGCUACCUCCGCCGCCUGCGCAAGCUCCUCCGCCAGGCCCCCUCCGUCCCCUUCGGCGUCUCGCACCGCCGCCACGCCCCCUCCGUCCCCUUCGGCGUCCCGCACCGCCGCCAGCCCGCCAACCCCAAGCCCAAGCCGGAGGACGACGACGACUACGACUACGACGACGACGACCCCGUCCGCGGGGCUCCCCUGCACCGCGACCUGCCGCCGGUGCCGAAGCGGCGGAGGACGGCGGUGGCGCUGUCGCCGGUGAGCCCCUCCGUGGCGCACUCCCACGGCAACGCAGCCGCGGGCUGCACGGAGGUGGCGGCCGCCCUGGACAGGCUGGCGGGCACGUACGAGCGGGUCGAGGCCGCCAAGCAGAGGGAGGCGGCGCGGCUGGAGGAGCGGCGCCUGGAGACCAUCCGCGACCUCGAGAUCGAGCGCUUGCGGGUCCUCGUCGACGUCGCCGUCCCCGCCCCCGCAGAUGCGGAAACCCCGUCCGCCGCUCCCGCUCCAGCUCCCGCUCCCGCCGCCGCCUCGCCGGCGGCGGCCUAGUUGAAGAAGAACUAGGACAAUAGGCAGGCCACGGUGGCCAUCAAGAUUAUUCCAGACCAUCUUUCCAGGAGAUCAUUGCAGUGUGGACAAGACAAUAGACGAUGUCAGGCUCUUAACAAAAGUUACUACGGAGUACAUGGGUUUAGGUUACAGGAAAAGCUUAGCCAGAUAUAGGGAUACUAGCACUCACAUGAUGAGUUCUUUUUAGUUCAAUGAUUGCAGGAUGAUUUGCAUUACAGCAGUGCAAAUCGCCUGGACGUAGCAUCGUUUUGUUUUUGCGACUCAGACAAGUCUUGUUCGUAAGUGGUAGCUACUGCUGUUUAUACCCUUUUGUUUCCAGCUUUACAAAUCGUUCAGCUGUGAGACGUAGUCGGUAAAUAUGAUACUAGUAUUUCGGAUAACUUUGUGCAGUUCUUACGUUGGUGCUGUUGCUAUAUAUAGUUGCCUGCUGCUAGAAACAUGAUCUGGAAGAGAGUAUGGUAA